AUGUCUGGGGUUGGAGGAAGGAAGGAAGGCAGCAGGUACAGGAUGGCUCCUGCCUCCAAUACCCCGUUUUCCUCUCACGGUUACCGCUGGGAUGGCAACAAUAAAAGAGAGAAGGCUGAAAACCCUCAGAAGCUGACAGCACCCGAAGACGAGCAAAGCGGCCAAGCAGCAGCCUGCCAACAACAAGAAGAACAGCAUGUCGGACCAUAUGUCUUGAUAACUCCAGAUGAAACCAGAAGAAACCAGUUGCAGCAAAUUGCUAAGAAAGAGCUAGAUGACCUGGAGCGAUGGAAGGAAGAGCACAGGCCAGGGCCAAUUAAGUUGGAUCCACAGAGACUGGGUGGAAAGGAAUCAGAGGCUCAAGCAAGGCAAAAACAGCAAAUGAUGCUCAUGCAAUCUAAAUACCAGCAAAAGCACAAGAGAGAAGAAUACGUAAAAGCAAAGAAGGCAGCUGAAGAAGCUGAAAUCAUGAAAAAGAAAGCAAUUCAGAGAGAAAAGGCAGAGAGACUUGAAGUUAAAAAAAGGCAACAAGAAAUGCAAAGAAGAGAGAUGUUUCUUGAAAAUCAAUAUUACAAAACCAAUGAAUUAUUGAACAGAUUGGACUUGGGCUUGCCAAAGAGUGAUUCCUGUCAGAUUGCUAAUCGUGGCCCAGAAUCUACAGUAUGGACUAGGAGCCAUACUUAUAAGCAAGCUCUUCGAGAGGAUGAAAACAGAAGAUUAGAGGAAAUGAAGCAAGAACAACGGAGGAAGGCUGAAUUAAUGGAAUUUAAACAAAGGCAGGAAGAGGAAGCCAGGACGAGAGCACGUCAAAACGAACAGAGGAGGGUAAAUAAUGCUUUCCUGGACCGACUCCAGAACAAAACGCAACCUAAUACUGUCUGCCAACCUGGAUGUUCUGGAAGUCUGGAGCACCUCAGUAAUAACGCCUGGAUGAAUGCCAGGAAGAUUUGUGUUCAAGCAUCUGCGAAGUCAAGGCAUGAUAAAGAAGCAGAUAUUCUUGCUGCUGGAGUUUUCCAGAUACUGGAACUGGAAGGAAGAGUGUCUUAA
Molecule: messenger RNA, 1047 nt
Organism: Opisthocomus hoazin
Lineage: Eukaryota; Metazoa; Chordata; Aves; Opisthocomiformes; Opisthocomidae
Source: RefSeq, a predicted model, not a curated record